UCUCAUUCUACGUGACUUUACCGAAAGAACCAAAGAAUAAAAAACCUUACUAUGGUCAACAAAUGUUUCUAUAUGCAGUGGCAGCUUCGAUUGUUGAUAUUUGAUGGUUGAUUUAAGUGACUUUUACUCCAAAUUAAUACAGGUAUAAUGAUUUGGUCUCCCCAACUCCCAGCGAUUUGAUGAUUGUUUUGUUUUUCACUAUUACGUACGAUUGAUUUGACGGAUGUGUUUUUUUUUAAACAAUGUAGUGAAUGACCGUGCCUCCGCCGGCUACAGGGCUGACGUUAACCUACCUAUUCCCUACAACACACGGGUCUUUACGGAAAAUGUUCAUUGUUGCGUUUAUCCCAAGAUUAACAAUUGAUAUGAAACGAUGCGUUUAUACACUCCAAAUAAUUAAUGGUUUUCACCCUUUAACUGAGACCGAUGGGUGUCUGCGGGAAACAACAUUUUUAUGUUGAUUUAAGUUUAACAUUGUUGCCUCUCCUGUAUCCAAACCUGCACAAUUUGCCCAUACACGUCUGGCCACCAUUAACGUGGAAUUGACGAGUGUACUGUACAUCCUAAGCUGCAGUGAAGCUUGUACUAUGUUUAGGAAGUUCUCCUGUACGUCCCAUAUAUGUAGCGUCUGCGGGCAAAUGUGCAUUCAAGUUGUGCUGUCAAGGCUUAGAAUUAUUGGGGGUAGGAAUUGCUUCAGAAUUAGGGAAUCUGGAAUGAAUUCGAUUUCUCAAGCUGGUAUUAGCUUGUUUUUUGUUUACUAAUACUGUACUCUGUAAAAUACAGCAAAGGGGUUUAUUUAAAGCCGUAGUCUUCUGAUGAGAUCUGGGUGGAUCAACCUUAGCUUCCACAAUGUAGACAUUCUCGAGCCACGUGCAAUUGUCUUACUAAAUAAUUUCUGCUGCUUUUAGGAACCAGUAAUGAAUGCAUUGCUCACAAAUUGAACAAAUGGUUAUUUUUUUCUGCUUUCAAGACAAAUACUUAAUCCAGUUUGUGAUGUACGAAGAUAACAUUUUCUUCAAAUGCAGUGCCACUCCUUUCGGUUCGUCUCAAUGGAAUCUCACCUUUUAUUUAAACAUGUUGAUUGAUUCAUCUGUGACUGUCUCACCGACAAUUCUUUAUGUCUGCAGGAUCAGAUCGUCACACCCAUGAUAAUUCUCUUUUUCCACUGAACCAGCGAUUAUCACAAAUAAGAGGAAUACAUCGUGGACAGGCAUUACAUUCAUUCUGUUAUCUGCAGCACUUGCUUAUAAUAGAAAUGAGGCUGAAGAAGACAACGAUGGAUGAUAUGGAUGAUGGCUUAAGACGAUGAUAAAGAUGUGGAUAUCUUCACCGACUCUGGUUUUGUAGUACAGUGACAUAACCACCGCAUCUCUAAAUUCUGAAUGCUGCACAAAAUUCAUAGUCUUGGCAAUUAUCAUAGGUAUUAGUUGUGGAUAAGAAGGGUUUUGGCCACGGAUAAUUCGGUAACAGUUCCUCAUCAAUAAUUUAGCUUUUUCUGUGGCCUAUCGCUUUAUUGCAGAUGUUUAACUUUAAUAUCUAAUCGCAUAUAAUUUUGCAAAUGAGGCUAUAGCUCUGAAACAUUUGUCAAGUUAUUUUUUAUUUUUUUAGAUCUGAAAAGUUAUCUUCUUAACAAGAUCGCAUUCUUAUGUUAUUUAUGUAUUCUGGAAAGUUUUAAAAGUUCACAUUUGAGUCAUAUCACAAAUAAUUAUUAGUGUUUUUGAAUUACAAAAUAUAUACUUUGUAGAACUAUUUUGAAUCUUCAUGAAACGAGUUGACAUCGUUACAUUUCUAUAUACUAUACAGCACAGUAUUUAAGAUACAAAUAUUUAACCUUUAUAUACAGUAUACAUUUUCUGGCAAAAAGGAUAUAUUAUGUGUGGGAGGUGAAAAACACAUUAAAGAGCCACGGUACCAACUAGAUUACAUUGUAGUUUCCCAUUAUGUGGAAUAAGUUAACAUUGGAAGUGUGUAUUUUUUAGUUUGGUGGACCAUCCAGAGUCCCCCUAAUGGGACCCCCCCCCCACCCCCUUGAGCAUGCCACCACAUGCUCACUGGGUAUUUUGAGGCUGUGGAGCAGGAAGCUCUCUGCUCAGUUGCUUUGACACCGCCGACUGAGGAAGGCAGGUCCAGAGUGAGCCAGUUGCAUUGCUGGCUGGCCCAAGCACUGGACUCCUAGUGGGCCACGGUACAUAUGCUUCAAUCAGUAAUACAAUGGUACCAGGGUUGAUACAACUUGGAUUUAGAUUGACGAAGAGGAGGAAAUUCAAUUACUGUCAAGCGUCCGGAUGGAACACAUUUGUAUGCCAGGCCACAAAAGAGGAUGCUGAAGGCCCGCUUGACUAGCGGAAGGGCUCGGUGUGCUUAGGGUCUCUUUCAUUCGCCAGCAGACAGCGGAGUUUGCUUGCACGCAUUAUGGUCCUCUGUGCAGAGGACGGGGACAAGGGGACUACCAUGCCUUCCUCAGUCUCAGUGUCAGGCCCAUCGUUGCCCUGCGACAGUUUGUUGGGCAUGCUGCCAUACUUCCUGGAUAACUCCAUCAUCGUGCAGAGUGACGUUAACCAACUCCUGAGCGAGAGCUUCUUUACGGUGAAAGGAGCAGCACUCUUUCUACCGCGUGGAAAUGGAACUACAUCACCACGAGCAAGUCACCGGCGAAGCAAACAUGCAGGUGAUUUGCAGCAACAUCUGCAGGCCAUGCUCAACAUCCUUCGGGCAGAGGAUAACAUCAAACUUGCAGUGCGGCUGGAGAGUGGCUAUCCCCAACGGACGCGCUACAUGGUGGUGGUUUAUACCAACGGAAGACAGGACACGGAGGAGAGCAUUGUGCUCGGCAUGGAUUUCCCUAGCCGCGAAAGCAACACGUGUACGAUUGGGUUGGUCUUACCACUAUGGAGUGACACAAAAAUUCACCUCGAUGGCGAUGGUGGCUUCAGUGUAACAACAGUGAAUCGGACACAUAUAUUCAAGCCUGUCUCCGUGCAAGCCAUGUGGUCCGCACUCCAGUGUCUGCACAAGACAUGUGAGAUGGCACGGAUAAAUAACUAUUACCCUGGGAGCCUGUUCCUUACAUGGGUUGGUUAUUAUGAAAGUCGAAUCAACUCUGAGCAGAGCUGCGUGUAUGAAUGGAACGCCAUGCAUGAUCUGCAGUCCAUGCGCUCCGAUUCUCCUGUACUUUUCACUGACCAGCCCACAGAGCGGGAAAGAACAGAGAAGCUGCUCCGAACGAAGCUGAGAGAAAUAAUGAUGCAGAAAGAUCUGGAGAACAUUACGUCCAAGGAGAUCCGCACAGAGUUGGAGAUGCUGAUGAAUUGCAACCUGAAGGAAUACCGUGAAUUCAUUGACAAUGAGAUGAUUGUGAUUCUGGGACAAAUGGACGGUGCAUCGGAAAUCUUUGACCACGUCUAUCUGGGCUCAGAGUGGAAUGCAUCCAAUUUGGAAGAGCUGCAAAGCAGAGGGGUGGGAUACAUCCUGAACGUUACUCGGGAGAUUGACAAUUUCUUCCCCGGUCUCUUCGUGUAUCACAAUAUCCGAGUGUACGAUGAAGAGGCUACCGACCUUUUGGCUUACUGGAACGACACUUACAAGUUCAUUUCAAAGGCCAAAAAAAGCGGCUCAAAGUGCCUUGUGCACUGCAAGAUGGGAGUGAGCCGCUCUGCUUCCACUGUCAUCGCCUAUGCCAUGAAGGAGUACGGCUGGAGUCUGGACAAGGCGUUCAACUUUGUCAAAGAGAAGCGCAAUGUUGCAAAGCCCAACGCGAGCUUCAUGCGACAACUGGAGGAGUACCAGGGCAUCCUUGAUGCCAGUAAGCAAAGACACAAUAAGCUCUGGCGCUCGCACUCGGAUAGCAACUUGAGUGAGCGUCUCAUGAAGCCUGCUGGCGGGUUACAAGGAUCCAAGCACCACAUGGCUGGGGGAACGGGCGCUCUCGGACACCGUUGCCCAGAGGAGCUGUCCCCAUCGCACGAGGUGCAAACCACACGCUCGCGCUCGUUCACAAAGGAGAGCACGUUCUACCCGUUUGAGCUGGGGGACACGGGAAUGACUGGCAUCACCCGAGCAGGAGAUGGUAACAACCGCUCGUGCCUGGACGAGCCCCAAUUGUUCUGCUUGUCGAGCACCUCCAGCUGUGCAGCAGCCGCCGCCAUGGCGUGGCCCACGGGGGGCGGCCUUGCUGUGUGGCCUAAGAGCCCCGACGAGGAGCAAGAGGAUGCCGUCGCUGGCCAUCAGCAUUCCCAGCCUGAACCGUCGCCCCCGCCCAUUGGUGGCGGCCCUACAGAGUUCACAAAUGAAACGGGGGAUCAUGCCACGACUGUUGACGCAGAGGUGACCUCGACGAGCCAUCACGAAGGCUUGACCGUGGCGGCGGCGGUGCCUCAGAGAGGCAGUGGAAGAGGCGCCGAGGAGGUGGUGUCUUCCGCCGCACAAAAGCAGCCUGGCCCUGCGGCGUCAACGUCCGCCGCUGGACAUGCGGCGGUCCCCUUGCCAGAAUCGCCUCCGCAGGCGUGCUUAACGACAAGCACCGAGGACAAGAUAGACUUCUUCAGCGCCAUGGAGAAAUUCAAAGAGCUCUCCCAGGAGAAUAAAGGCCGGGAGAGACUGAUGUCCCGAAGCGAGGAGCCGGGCCCUGCCAUACGUUCCACCGGAACUCGGCUUAGCGUCUCGGAUGGAACGAGCGCCUCCACAGACAAGCGCAAUAGUCAAGAGGUGGACGUGCACAACACCCAGGAUGAUGCUGCUCCCAAUACCAGCAACAGCAGCAGUAACAGCAACAACAACAAUAACAACAACAAUAAUAAUAACAACAACAGUGACCUCAAGGAACUCGUGAAGAUACUGAAUCAGGCUGAAGUUCCUCCAGUUUCUGUCAAAGAAAUUGUGACUGGAAUGGAGUCCUCUUCGGCAGGAUGGAGUCAAGGCAGUGCUGCUGAAGUAGCAGUCUCUUCCCCGAUGCUCGUAGCUAGUUGUCCUAGGGAGGACGGCACUGUACCCAAAGGUGCAGUUCCCAAUCUUCCUGAAAUGGUGCGACCCAUCACCGUGCCAUCUCUAGGUCAUUGCCGUAAAGGGUCAUUAGGUCACGAUUCCACGACGUCCUUCGGAUUUGCUCAAUGCUCGACAGGAGCGAGUGACAUUUCUCAAAUCGCCGAAGGGAGGUCGACUCAGUCCAGGUCGGACGCGCCUCACACUGAACGGGACCGAGACAAAUCCUCCAGUGCCUUGGUGAACCUGAGAAGGUCGUCCAGCUUGCACACCGACCGUACCAUGAUGCACGGGACUGUGCGCCGUGCCACCAAGGAGCUGGAGGAGCGCUUUAAGGAGCACGAGCCCACGGCCAGCAGCCCGAUUGUGGGAGCAUCGCUCAGUCGCAAGAAUUCCCAAAACGACGGAAAGAUUGGCCGCGACUUAGUGUGGAAAAGCAGAAAGGGGGAAGAGCAAAGUGGUGAGGUGGAGGUUAAAGCCGCGACGACGCAGAGGAGUGUGCAAAGAAAGCAAGAUUGGAGGGAAGAUGAGCAACAUAAAGACGAUGUGCAAAGCCCCGAUCUGGAACCGGAUGCCACUAAGAGUGAAGAUGUUGCUGUGGUAAUGCUGCAAAAAGCACAAGAGGUUUGCCCAUCUAAACUUAAAGGAGCAGAGCCCUUCAAAAGUCACGAUCCUGUCUAUGCCAAGCUGAGCGAAGUGAGCCCUCUUGUGUCCAACGUGGAACAUUGCGAAGUGAUCAUUCCAGAAGAAGUUGUGGUCGACUCGCGGCACUGCGAUGAUACAAGUGAUGUGGCGGCGCCACCUGCUGUCGAGAGGGCAGACGCACAACCCCCUCAGAGGACAAUAGAAAUCAUUGAGUAUACUCCUGCAGUCUUCAACCCUGCCAUGAAACAUGGCAAAGGCUCCAAUGAGUCAAGCACUGUUGACAGUGAGUCGGACAAUAAGGCCAGUAUGGAAGUUGUGUUUGAAGAGAACCCAGAUGGCAGUACCAGUUUAUUACUUCCGUCACGGAGGCCAUCCAAGCUUUACCAUCAAGAGUCACUGGUGUUUCUUGAAGAAAAAGGCCUGGUGAAAAAGCACACGAAAGAGCUCAAUGAAAAGCUGUCAUCGCCGUCGAGUUCUGUCAGAGCGGCUCCGGUUGGUGAUGAGGCAGCUUCUUCCACAGGCUUUGCGAGGCAGGGUGAGGAGCAUGUUACUAACUUGGGUGAAGAUCUCGCCGAGCAUAAUGCCGACUUGAGAACAGGGAGGGACAUCGAAAUUCCACCCAGAUCAACCCCAUUUUGCUUACUCUCCUUGUCUGUCGCUGUUAGGGAUGCACCCACGUGUGAGCAUCCGACGGCUUUCAUAGUCCACGGGGUCACACACACCAGCACGGACACGGACACUGAAAUUGACAGCAAAAUUGAAUCGGAAAAAGCGGCGGAGUGCAGGAAUGUAACCGAAACGGACGUUGAAAAUAAACACGGAAUUUCCGUGAAGCCACUUGGCACCAGCGAAACUUUAGUGCACGAUAAGAAAUCCAGUAGCACACCUCGGCCAAACCUCCAGCUCUUCUCUCCCACGCCGUACAUUGGCAGCAGCAUAGAUAGCCUGCAGAUCGGUGUUAAUGAUACACUGUCCAGUGGCCGUGUCCGGCAGCAAGCCAAAGAGAUUGAGUCGAAAAACCGUCAAGCUGGCUUGACCACCCCUUCUCGGAUGAAACGUUCACACUCUCUGGCAAAGCUGGGUUCUUUCGGACUCUGCCAGGAAGACACGAAUGACGAGGCCUCCUUGGAUCCCGUGGAGCCAAUGGAACUGAAGCGUGUCCUUUCAACAGAGAGGUCUGGGCAAAGAGAACCAUCACAGGGAGAACGUUCGAGUGUGAUUAUUUGCUCAACCAAACCAAUUGACAUUCUGGCGCACGAUGACGGUAAUCGGUCACAGUUGCCUGUGUUGCAAACUCAGAGGGUUGAAUCUUCAGCGGGAGAUGAUGCACACGGUUCACAGAGCAUUGUGACUGCGGCAACUCAAGACGCGGGGUCCUCUGUGCAAAGACAGCAGCAUGGCAGGACCCAUCCGUUGCGACGCUUGAAAAAGACAAGUGAAAAAAAGCGCACCACUAACCCUCUCUACAACACUGUAUGAUGCCAACCGCGGACAGCAUCCAGGGAACUUGAAGAUAUUAAGUCCACUCGAUCAAAUACUCACGAAGCCAUCUUCUAUGUUGGCAAGGCUGCCCUGAUGCUUGAAUAUGAAUCUAGAGCUAAUUUACGUGUACACACACGCUUGGUGAUAAACAGAGAUUUUGGCUUCAUAUAAGUAUCAGCUUAGUGUCUGUAUGCAACCUGCUUGCAUAUGUGAGCCAAGACUGGAAGACCUAACCUUGAAAAGCUGCACUUGCAACAUUAUUGGGAUGUGUGGUACUGUUGCUCAUUCCCUAGUGUGUGUACAACAAGAGUUCAGUUUGAAGAG
Messenger RNA from Petromyzon marinus (sea lamprey), 7428 nucleotides. RefSeq names its product protein phosphatase Slingshot homolog 2-like. NCBI's taxonomy places the organism in Eukaryota, Metazoa, Chordata, Hyperoartia, Petromyzontiformes, Petromyzontidae. Gene Ontology annotation, biological process: protein dephosphorylation; negative regulation of actin filament polymerization. The record is from RefSeq and is a predicted model, not a curated record. Gene Ontology annotation, molecular function: actin binding; phosphatase activity.